Molecule: messenger RNA, 483 nt
Organism: Suillus paluster
Lineage: Eukaryota; Fungi; Basidiomycota; Agaricomycetes; Boletales; Suillaceae
Exons: 3
Coding region: 1-483 (160 amino acids)
Source: RefSeq, a predicted model, not a curated record
AUGGUCCCAGACCUUCCAGAGUUUGCUCGUCUUAAAGACGACAUACCUACGAUAUGUGCUAGAGCAAUUCAAAUCGCGCGAAAUGAUUGUGAAGCUAAGGACUUUCGUAAAGAAAAGGCUGUUAAGUUGCGAGACGACGAAAACGACGGUGGUGGCAACCCUGAAGUUGAAAGCAAAGCGGUCGCAGACCGUGCUUAUCGUGAAGUCAUGCGUAGGAUGAAAAAGAUGAAUGUCAAUUCUUCGAAAGGAUCCAACUCGAAAGGGAAGAAACCUUCCCAACGUCCCAAGAAGCCCAAGAAAAACAAUGGUUCUUCAGGGAAUGGGCAAAGGACGAAGAAGAAGCACGCCGCAAAGAACGCGGCGAAGAAAUCCUCGAAGCCAAAGAAGGCUGGCAAAGGAAAACCCAAUGGAAACUCAUCUUCAAAGGGCCCAAAGAAGGGAAAGCCCUCCUCGAAGAAGUCGGGAAAGCAACCGCAAAAAUAG